Molecule: messenger RNA, 745 nt
Organism: Dipodomys ordii (Ord's kangaroo rat)
Lineage: Eukaryota; Metazoa; Chordata; Mammalia; Rodentia; Heteromyidae
Gene: Ccl5
Product: chemokine (C-C motif) ligand 5
Exons: 3
Coding region: 163-438 (91 amino acids)
Biological process (GO): G protein-coupled receptor signaling pathway; inflammatory response; positive regulation of ERK1 and ERK2 cascade
Cellular component (GO): extracellular region
Molecular function (GO): CCR chemokine receptor binding; chemokine activity
Source: RefSeq, a predicted model, not a curated record
UUCGUAUAACUUCACUUAUGACAUCAGCCAGCACACUAAGCAGUGUUUUGGAAACUGCCUGGGGGAAGGAGGGGGGCACUGGCUCACUAUAAAGGGCCCUCCUGAGCUGUGGAGGGAUCCUGAGACGGCAGAGCCUCUGCCACAUCCUGAGCUCCAGGAACCAUGAAGAUGUCUGCAGCAGCCCUCGCCAUCCUUCUCACCAUCGCGGCCCUCUGCGCCCCUGCAUCCGCCUCCCCAUAUGCCUCUGAUACCACCCCCUGCUGUUUUGCCUACAUCUCUCGCCCACUGCCUCGAACCCACAUCAAGGAGUAUUUCUACACCAGUGGCAAGUGCUCCAACCUAGCAGUUGUCUUUGUGACUCGAAAGAACCGCCAGGUAUGUGCCAACCCUGAGAAGAAAUGGGUUCGGGAAUAUAUCAACUCUUUGGAGAUGAGCUAGGACAGAAGGCAUCUUGAAUCUGACUUUGUAUAAACCCAUCUGUUACUGUGCUCUCUUAUUCUAAUUUGGGAAGCUUCUCCCCAACUCUCUGCCAGUCAUCCCUGGAAGGACACAGAUUCAAUCACACAGUAGCAACUCCAACAGUCUGCCUGGCCUAACACCUAGAAUUACGGAGGCUCUGUUCGGGCAACAGGAAGUCUCUAGGCUCACUUCUUCAGAUCCCAUGGGAUCUCCCAUAGGAAAAAGCUCCCAUCUCAGGCUCUCACAAGUGCUGACUGGCAAAUAUAAAAUAUGUUUGUUAUUAAAA